This is a messenger RNA of Mustela lutreola (European mink), 3425 nucleotides long. RefSeq names its product kelch like family member 36 (gene KLHL36). The transcript is spliced from 6 exons. Bases 126 to 2039 code for a protein of 637 amino acids. Gene Ontology annotation, molecular function: cullin family protein binding. NCBI's taxonomy places the organism in Eukaryota, Metazoa, Chordata, Mammalia, Carnivora, Mustelidae. The record is from RefSeq and is a predicted model, not a curated record.
UGCGCAGCCGGCCGGCCCCAGGACUCCCGCGACCCGGCCCCGCCGCCGCGCCCGCCCGGUCCCGCCGCCGCCAGGGGUCCCCGCGCCGCUUCCGUAGCGCGCCCUCCAGGGCUGCGGUCUCUUCUAUGAUGGAGGGAAGCCGGCAGACGCGAGUGUCACGGCCCUACAAGAUCAGCGAGUCCUCCAAGGUGUACCGCUGGGCCGAGCACCCGAGUACGGUGCUGCAGCGGCUCAACGAGCAGCGUCUCCGCGGGCUCUUCUGCGACAUCGUCCUGGUGGCGGACGAGCAGCGCGUGCCAGCCCACCGCAACCUACUGGCCGUGUGCAGCGACUACUUCAAUUCCAUGUUCACCAUCGGCAUGCGCGAGGCCUUCCAGAAGGAGGUGGAGCUCGUUGGCGCCUCGUACAUCGGGCUCAAGGCCGUGGUGGACUUCCUGUACGGCGGGGAACUAGCGCUGGACGGCGGCAACAUUGACUACAUCCUGGAGACGGCGCACCUGCUGCAGAUCUGGACGGUGGUGGACUUCUGCUGCGAGUACCUGGAGCAGGAGGUCAGCGAGGAGAACUACCUGUACCUGCAGGAGCUGGCCUCCAUCUACAGCCUCAGGCGGCUGGACGCCUUCGUCGACGGCUUCAUCCUGCGCCGCUUCGGCACGCUGUCCUUCACACCCGACUUCCUGCAGAACGUGUCCGUGCAGAAGCUGUGCGCCUACCUGGGCAGCAGCGAGGUGCAGCGCGAGUGCGAGCACGACCUGCUGCGGGCCGCCCUGCAGUGGCUCACGCAGCGGCCCGAGCGCGAGGCCCACGCCUUCCAGGUGCUGGAGAACAUCCACUUCCCGCUCAUCCCCAAGAACGACCUGCUGCAUCGCGUCAAGCCGGCCGUAUGCUCGCUGCUGCCGCGGGAGGCCAACUGCGAGGGCUUCAUCGAGGAGGCGGUGCGCUACCACAACAGCCUGGCGGCCCAGCCCGUGCUGCAGACCAAGCGCACGGCGCUGCGCACCAACCAGGAGCGGCUGCUGUUCGUGGGCGGCGAGGUGUCCGAGCGCUGCCUGGAGCUCAGCGACGACACCUGCUACCUGGAUGCUGCCAGCGAGCAGUGGGUCAAGGAGACACCCCUGCCGGCCCGGCGGAGCCACCACUGCGUCGCCGUGCUGGGGGGGUUCAUCUUCAUCGCCGGCGGCAGCUUCUCCCGGGACAAUGGAGGGGAUGCGGCGUCCAAUCUUCUUUAUAGGUAUGACCCCCGCUGUAAACAGUGGAUCAAGGUGGCUUCCAUGAACCAGCGCCGCGUGGAUUUCUACCUGGCCUCCAUCGAAGACAUGCUGGUGGCUGUCGGUGGCCGGAACGAGAAUGGAGCUCUUUCUUCAGUGGAGACGUACAGCCCCAAGACCGACUCCUGGUCCUAUGUGGCUGGCUUGCCCAGGUUCACCUACGGCCACGCGGGCACCAUCUACAAGGACUUCGUGUACAUCUCCGGGGGCCACGACUACCAGAUCGGCCCGUACCGCAAGAACCUGCUGUGUUACGACCACCGCACGGACGUGUGGGAGGAGCGGCGGCCCAUGACCACGGCGCGCGGCUGGCACAGCAUGUGCAGCCUCGGCGACACCAUCUACUCCAUCGGCGGCAGCGACGACAGCGUGGAGUCCAUGGAGCGCUUCGACGUGCUGGGCGUCGAGGCCUACAGCCCGCAGUGCAACCAGUGGACCCGCGUGGCGCCCCUGCUGCAGGCCAACAGCGAGUCGGGGGUGGCGGUGUGGCAGGGCCGCAUCUACAUCCUGGGCGGCUACAGCUGGGAGAGCACCGCCUUCUCCAAGACCGUGCAGGUGUACGACCGCGAGAAGGACACGUGGGGCAAGGGCCCCGACCUGCCCAAGGCCAUCGCCGGCGUGUCGGCCUGCGUGUGUGCCCUCAAGCCGCGGCUGGAGGACAAGAAGAAGAAGGGGAAGGGCAAGAGGAAAGAAAAAGUGUCCAUCCUAGAAUUUGCUGUUGUUUUCUCUGGCUUAGCUCCAAGAAGCCCUCGACAGCCCCUCCGUGAGUGAGCCGAGCACACCUUUCUCCUGGAGGAGGAUGUCAGGUACCCUCCCCACCCCCAAAACUCAGCCGUCCACUGCGAGGUCGUUUUGUGCUGCUGGGCAAAUUCUGUAACAAGUCUUAGCUGUUCCCUCAUUCAUUGCGCGGUGGGUCACAAUCACUGCCGCCCAGGGCUCGGCUCCUUCAGUCCAUAUAAGCUGUUAAUGUGCGUUGAGCACCUCCUGGGACGUGUGACCGCUCCGUGCUAACUCCCGCAGGUCUCACUACCAGGGUGUGCCCUCGGAGGAGAGCUGGGGACGGGGACUCCCACCCCAGCUCCUGUGGGCACGAGGAUGGGGGAGGAGAAGUGCACUUGCUGAGGGAGGCGUUCCCGAUCCAGCCUUGGCAAGGAUCUCACUGCAGAGAUGAGAAUAUCUCGAGAUUUAUUGUUAACCUUGGUACUAGACUCUGAAACUCCGUUAACGUAGUUACUUAAAAAAAAAAUGAUCUCUUUACUGUACUUGCUUUCCUUCCCCUUGAAGGAUUACUGUGAUUUUGAGGGGCUUUGGCACUGAAAUCUUCAGUACCUAAACCCGUCCCCUGUGUCGUUAGUGGGGUGAGCGGUCUGCUGACUUAGCUAGCUCUGUGCACGUGGAAGUCCCUAGAGGCUUACAAACUGUUGAGAGGUUCUGCCAGGCAUGCAAACAAUCAAACCAAAAACAAACUGUACACUCUUCUUGGAACUCCACAAUACUUCAGUGAAUUAAAGGCUCUGAGAAGUCCCACGUUAACUGUUAACCUGCCAUCACUCCACCAUUGCCAAACUUCGCUGAGCCCGAAAGCCUUUUUUGUCUCCUGCCUUGUCCAGCCCUCCACAAACGUGUUUUGCAGAACUUCUGCCAACUUUGGAUAGCUUACCCUCUUCCUAUUCCAGGAAAAGUGUUGCUAGUAGAGGACCCUACAGAAGGCAUGGAACCCGUGGUCUGUUCUCAGUCAUGAACAAAGAGGUGGUGGUUUAACCGGAGUCCGGGGUCAGGUGGGGAAGAGCAGGUAGAUUCCAUGUGUGCUUUGGGGGAGCAGGAUGGCUUUGACCUUGGGAAGAGGAGAGCCGCCCAUUUUUAGCUCAAGCCAGAUCUUUUAUUUCUGAUUACCAUGACGUGUCUGCAGACCAGGGUGCAGUGCUGGUCACUAUUCAGAUUCUCUUGUGCCUUGUGGACUCCGGACAAUGUCUCGCAUCUCCUCCUUCGUGCUGUCACUCUUGCCACCCUGAAGGCAGUUUGUCAUUUGCAUGGUUUAGACCCCAAUAUUGUUAAGGUUGAGAGGCUUCUUCCCAUGGACUGGCUUCUCACAAUCGUUGGUGGUUUUCCUGUGCUAAGGAAUGUUGUCGAGCCCGUCGGUGUCUGUGGAAAGGAGCG